Molecule: messenger RNA, 1098 nt
Organism: Peromyscus leucopus (white-footed mouse)
Lineage: Eukaryota; Metazoa; Chordata; Mammalia; Rodentia; Cricetidae
Product: tropomyosin alpha-4 chain-like
Exons: 1
Coding region: 1-744 (247 amino acids)
Biological process (GO): muscle contraction; actin filament organization
Cellular component (GO): actin filament
Molecular function (GO): actin filament binding
Source: RefSeq, a predicted model, not a curated record
AUGGCCUGCCUCAACUCGCUGGAGGCGGUGAAGCACAAGAUCCAGACCCUGCAGCAGCAGAACAACGCAGAGUACCGCGCGCAGGGCCUGCAGCUUGAGGUGGAAGGCGAGCGCGAGCAGCGCGAGAAAGCUGAAGGAGAUGUGGCUGCUCUCAACCGCUGCAUCCAGCUGGUGGAGGAGGAGCUGGACCGCGCUCAGGAGCGACUGGCCACAGCCCUGCAGAAGCUGGAGGAGGCAGAGAAGGCAGCAGAUGAGAGCGAGAGAGGAAUGAAGGUGAUAGAGAACCGAGCCAUGAAAGACGAGGAGAAGAUGGAGAUCCAAGAGAUGCAGCUCAAAGAGGCCAAACACAUCGCCGAGGAGGCCGACUGCAAGUAUGAGGAGGUGGCGCCUAAGUUGGUCAUCCUGGAGGGUGAGCUGGAGAGAGCAGAGAAGCAUGCGGAGGUGUCCGAACUAAAGUGUGGCGACCUGGAAGAGGAGCUCAAGAAUGUCACUAACAACCUCAAGUCACUGGAGGCUGCUUCUGAAAAGUAUUCUGAAAAGGAGGAUAAAUAUGAAGAAGAAAUCAAGCUUCUGUCUGACAAGCUGAAGGAGGCUGAGACCCGAGCUGAAUUUGCAGAGAGGACAGUUUCCAAACUGGAGAAGACAAUCGAUGACCUGGAAGAAAAACUUGCCCAGGCCAAAGAAGAGAAUGUGGGCUUACAUCAGACACUGGAUCAGACACUAAAAGAACUUAACUGUAUAUAACCAAAACCAGAAGAGUCCUGUUCCAACACCAACUCGACUCCAGAGAGUGUGCCAUGUCUUCCUCUCUUGUAAGAAGUUCCUCUUGUUACUGUGUCUCCACCUUGCUGGAAAUGCCAAGCAGAUAAUGAAUUCAUGGCCAAAUAUUUUGUAUCAGACAAGCUUUGAGCACCACUUAAGUUUCUUUCCUUUUCCUUUCAAAUGGCACCAGCUUCUUCAGCUAGUCCUGUUCUUAAAUUGCAUUUAUUCCUAAAAUAGGCAGGGAAUUUCACACUGAGUGUAGUUGCUUAAGGCUGAGGGCAUUUGGUUCCUGGGAAUUAGUCAGCCCCACACUUUUAAGCACAGGCUCAAGUAUCU